GUCGUUAUGGCAACAUGUUUGUAGGCUGAAGCCAAAACACCCCCAGCUGCUGAGAGUCCCACUUCAAAUAACAACCCAAACAACACAUUUCAUACAUCUGUAAAUAACCCUGCUGUCACAGCAUUCAUGGCCAACUACAGAGCCUCUGAUUCCAAGCGAGAGCAGUUCAGAAGAUACCUGGAGAAAUCUGGGGUCCUUGACACUUUAACGAGCGUUUUGGUGGCACUUUAUGAAGAACCAGACAAACCUAACAAUGCACUCGACUUCAUCAAGCUCCACAUGGGGGCGGGCGGGCCGGAGCCGGCCGACGCCGAUGCGCUCCGCAUGGAGCUGACGGACCUGCAGCAGAAGUGCAACCUGCUGAUGGAGGAGAACAAGGAGCUGAGGACCAGGCUGAUGCAACACGAGGCGCCGCCAGACGAAGAACCCGGAGAGUAGAGGGAUCACGGAGUCGUCUUUUGUGAUAAAUGAAGGAAAAAUGAGGAAGAAAAGGAACAAGCACUGGCCUUUUUUUGUAUUUAAUAUAACUCUUUAUUUUGGUUUAAUGAAUGUACAGUGAAUACAGAAUCACUGUUAAUUUUUGUUAUAAAACAAGCAACUUGUGCUUAUAAAUAAAGGGUUUUUUUC
Cololabis saira (Pacific saury) is the source of this 627-nucleotide messenger RNA. It is a transcript of the gene mycbp, whose product is annotated as MYC binding protein. The transcript is spliced from 5 exons. Gene Ontology annotation, molecular function: transcription coactivator activity. Lineage: Eukaryota; Metazoa; Chordata; Actinopteri; Beloniformes; Belonidae. Bases 127 to 438 code for a protein of 103 amino acids. Gene Ontology annotation, cellular component: nucleus. The record is from RefSeq and is a predicted model, not a curated record. Gene Ontology annotation, biological process: regulation of DNA-templated transcription.